This is a messenger RNA of Hypoxylon fragiforme, 987 nucleotides long. RefSeq names its product mitochondrial carrier. NCBI's taxonomy places the organism in Eukaryota, Fungi, Ascomycota, Sordariomycetes, Xylariales, Hypoxylaceae. The record is from RefSeq and is a predicted model, not a curated record. Gene Ontology annotation, molecular function: transmembrane transporter activity. The transcript is spliced from 2 exons. The coding region runs from base 1 to 987 and encodes 328 amino acids. Gene Ontology annotation, biological process: transmembrane transport.
AUGGCAGCCGAGCAGAAGCACAAGCCGGCAGAGGCCAACAAGAACUACAAGGGCUUCGUGGCCGGCGUCUUCUCCGGCAUUGCCAAGCUGACGGUCGGCCACCCCUUCGACACCAUAAAAGUGCGCCUCCAAACCACCGACCCGUCUCGCUUCAGCGGGCCCCUCCAAUGCCUCGUCUCCACGGUGCGGCACGAGGGGGUCCGGGGCCUGUACAAGGGCGCGACACCACCCUUAGUCGGCUGGAUGUUCAUGGACUCCGUGAUGCUCGGCUCGCUGACCGUGUACCGGCGCCUGCUCGCCGAGCACGUCUUCCAGCACCAGCUGACCCCUUCUCACCCCGGGGCCAGCACCGUUAAGCCCGAGACCGAGGGCCCCAUCGCCGCGACCUCGCACGCGGCGGCGCACCUGCCCUCGUACGGCCACGGGCUCGCGGGCGUCAUGGCGGGCGCCACCGUGAGCUUCAUCGCCGCGCCCGUCGAGCACAUCAAGGCGCGCCUGCAGAUCCAGUACGCGGCCAAGAAGUCGGAGCGGCUGUAUUCGGGGCCGCUGGACUGCGUGCGCAAGAUCUACGGCGCGCACGGCGUCGCCGGCGUGUACAAGGGGUUUUUUGCUACCCUGCUAUUCCGCUCCUUUUUCUUCUUCUGGUGGGGUUCCUACGAUGUGAUCACGCGCAUAAUGAGUGAUCGGACCACGCUCAGCGCGCCCGCGAUCAACUUCUGGGCGGGCGGGCUGAGCGCGCAGGUUUUCUGGUUGACGAGCUAUCCGAGCGAUGUGGUGAAGCAACGUAUCAUGACGGAUCCAAUGGGUGGAAAGCUCAACGAUGGAACACCAAGGUUUAGGAAUUGGGGGCAGGCGGCCAAAGCUGUGUAUGCAGAUGCUGGUGUUAAAGGAUAUUGGAGAGGAUUCGUGCCUUGUUUUCUAAGAGCAUUUCCCGCCAAUGCCAUGGCGCUGGUCGCAUUUGAAGGUGUCAUGAGGGCAUUACCAUGA